Formica exsecta is the source of this 2463-nucleotide messenger RNA. RefSeq names its product fatty acid synthase-like. Gene Ontology annotation, biological process: fatty acid biosynthetic process. The transcript has 8 exons. Lineage: Eukaryota; Metazoa; Arthropoda; Insecta; Hymenoptera; Formicidae. Gene Ontology annotation, molecular function: oxidoreductase activity; fatty acid synthase activity. The annotation marks the transcript as partial. The record is from RefSeq and is a predicted model, not a curated record.
CAUAAUAAACUUUUCUUUUACAGAUGUAUAUCAAAUAUAUGCGUAGCCGAUAGAGCUUUGUGCUGGUAUAUUCCUGACGAAUGGACAUUGGAGGACGCUGCGACAGUCCCAUGCGCUUAUGGCACAUGUUAUUACGGAUUAUAUGUAAAGACAAAGAUGAAGAAAGGCGACAAGAUAUUAAUUCAUUCGGGUACUGGCGCAGUAGGUCAAGCGGCAAUUAAUCUAGCGCUCCACGAAGGUUGCGAAGUAUUCACCACCGUCGGCACUCCGGAAAAGCGAAAGUUUAUAAGAGAGACUUUUCCAUCUAUUCCAGAGGAUCAUAUCGGAAAUUCGCGCGACACCAGUUUCGAGCAAAUGAUAUUUCGACAGACCGAGGGUCGCGGUGUAGAUCUCGUAUUGAACUCAUUAGCUGAAGAUAAACUUCAGGCUUCUAUUCGUUGUCUUGCGAGAGGAGGGCGUUUCUUGGAAAUUGGAAAAUUAAAUGAUUUUACAAAUGCAGAGAGACACGAUUUAGCAAUAGUCCUUGAGAAACGCACGGAAAAGGAACAUAUUGUACUCUUAAAGAAAAAAGACAGAACGAGGAGAAAGGCAGAAGUUAUUUUUGUGAACAAUCACGAAUUUUCUUGGUUAGAACAACUAACAUCGAUCUUAAACGACGAGAAUAAUAUCGCGAGAAUAAUUUUAGUGGGGCAAGAAGAUUCGGAAUGCGGUUUAUUAGGUCUCAUAAAUUGUUUGAGGAGAGAACCAGGUGGAGAAUUAAUAAGAGGUGUGUUGAUUCAAGACGAGACAGCACCUAAAUUUUCUUUAGACAAGCCGUUGUACGCGGAGCAACUCCAGAUCGAUCUCAUCAUAAAUGUUUUGCGUCCGGGAAUGAUAUGGGGAUCAUACAAACAUCUUCCAUUAGCACCUUUAGCGCCAAAACUCUCAUAUCAUGCUUUAGUCAAUCAAAUGAUUCGCGGUGAUUUGAAUUCAUUUUGCUGGAUUGAAGGCCCGAUUGUUUCGGAUUAUCAGCACAAAGAUCUUGUUCGCAUAGUUUAUGCGUCCAUCAAUUUCAAAGAUAUUAUAUUUUUCCUCCCCCUAUACUUAUGGAAGUCUUACGGAGUAAAAAUAUUGAUCUUAUCGAACCUUGACGCGUCAAACGUCAAUGAUUGCGAACAUAUAUUGAAAACAGCGGAAAAGCUGGCGCCUGUAGAUGCUGUAUUUAAUCUUGCUGUGGUGUUGAACGAUAAGAUCUGCCAGAAUCAUACUGUAGAAACAUUUCAAGAGCCAUUUAAAGCAAAAACUUUGGCGACGAAGAACUUGGAUCGAUUGUCUAGAAAGAUAUGUCUCCAGCUUCGACAUUUUGUUGUGUUCUCUUCAGUUUCCUGCGGUAGAGGCAAUGCCGGACAGAGCAAUUACGGCAUGGCAAACUCUGUUAUGGAAAGAAUUUGUGAGAGAAGAGUGCAAGAAGGUUUACACGGACUGGCGGUUCAGUGGGGCGCAGUAGGCGAUGUCGGCCUCGUGGCCGACAUGCAAGACGACGAUAGGGAAAUGGUUAUUGGCGGAACUUUGCAACAAAAGAUAAGCUCCUGCAUCGAGAAACUCGAAGAAUUUUUGUUACAAAAACAUCCCGUAGUGGGGAGUAUGGUUGUAGCUGAGAAGCGUUCGGACGCUUUUGGCGCAAACAAUAUUGUUGAAACCGUGGCCAAUAUUAUGGGCUUGAAGGAUUUGAAUAACGUGGCUCGCUACACAUCUUUGCCCGAGCUCGGCAUGGAUUCGAUGAUGGCUGUGGAAAUUAAACAGACUUUGGAACGGGAAUUUGAUGUUUACCUUACAACGCAGGAUAUUCGUUAUCUCAAUUUUGCCAAACUUAUAGAAAUGUUUGACGAAAAUACUUCGAACGAUAAAAGCGUUCGAGAUGUGAACGAAUUAAAUGGCAUUAAAUUGCUCGUUCGUUUGAUAGGUAAUGAUCAUCUAAUACCCGAUGUGUGUAUGGAUUUGCCAACAAAAAGGAAUAUGACGAGAAGCGAAAUAUUUCUAUUGCCAGGAAUGGAAGGUUGUGGAAAUAUAUUCGAUUCGUUGGUACAACAUAUUGAAGCUCCAGUAACGUGCUUACAACAUGGAGCAUAUCAUAUCGGCACGAAUUCUACUUCAAUAAACGAGAUCGCAGAUCGUCUUUUAAAACAUAUUUUGAGCAAAAAGAAAUUGAAUCAGGAUUUUGUAAUAGUGGGUUAUUCAAUGGGAUCUUUGAUCGCAAUUGAGUUAGUGCGAAAGUUAGAAGGCAUGAAUCUUCAAGGCAGAUUAGUGCUUAUCGAUGGCGCACCUGAGCAAGUGAAAGCAUUAGUAAAUAAUUAUUUAUCUUUUAAUACGUUUAGUGAACUCGAAAAUAAUAUUCUUUUGAAUAUAAUGGAUACUAUACAACCAGUACUUAGUGGAAAGCUUCUUUUGGAGUUAAAUAAAUAUUUGAGUUGGGCAAAAAUGUAA